UUAGAUAAGAAAGUGAUAACGUUGUUGGCUUGAUGCUGAUAUCCCUAACUCUUACAUAAAGAAUGUAAUGUAAUACCCUAUGACUUUCUACAAAUACCAUUAACUUUAAAGGUUACAAAUUAUUUCUAUUUGUUUUUAUAGGCACGAUAUGCCAUACAAAAUUCACAUAAUAAGUGAGGGGUACAUCAGGCCAAUUGAAGGUGGUGGUUCUCAUGCUAACUGCUCUUGCACGCUUGUUACUGGGCGGCACAAUGUGAUUGUUGACACAAUGACUGCUUGGGAUAAAGACCAUAUUUUGCAGAGACUGAAGGACCACAAUGUCAACCCAGAUGAUGUAGAUUUUGUCGUUUGCACCCAUGGCCAUUCAGACCAUGUCGGAAACAACAACUUGUUCCUGAAAGCUAAACAAAUUGUAGGCCAUUGUAUUCAAUCAGGGACUAGAUUUUUUAAGGAGCCAUUCAGUCAAGGAAAUAAUUAUGAACUUGAUGAAGGCCUGGUUGUAAUACCAACUCCUGGCCAUACACUGUCCUGUGUCACAUUGUUGGUCGAUUCUUUCGACGGAAAAGUGGCUCUGACCGGUGAUUUAUUCGAGAGUGAAGAUGACCUGUUUAACGAAUCAGUUUGGAUAGAGGCUGGGAGUGAAGACCCUGAAUUACAAAGGAAAAGCCGGAAAAAAGUUAUUGCAUUAGCUGAUUGGAUCAUCCCAGGUCAUGGAAGAGCAUUCAAAGUGACUCCUGAAAUAAAAUCCAAAUAUGGAGUAUAAACAAACAGAGGAUUAUUUGUAAUUGAAAAAUUAUAAAUACAUCAAUUCAUUUGUA
Messenger RNA from Cimex lectularius (bed bug), 818 nucleotides. RefSeq names its product metallo-beta-lactamase domain-containing protein 1. The transcript is spliced from 5 exons. Lineage: Eukaryota; Metazoa; Arthropoda; Insecta; Hemiptera; Cimicidae. The record is from RefSeq and is a predicted model, not a curated record. The coding region runs from base 149 to 763 and encodes 204 amino acids.